Molecule: messenger RNA, 663 nt
Organism: Aspergillus nomiae NRRL 13137
Lineage: Eukaryota; Fungi; Ascomycota; Eurotiomycetes; Eurotiales; Aspergillaceae
Product: thioredoxin
Exons: 4
Biological process (GO): protein modification by small protein removal
Molecular function (GO): peptidase activity
Source: RefSeq, a predicted model, not a curated record
AUGGACGUAGAGCUGUACGUCUACGACCUCUCCAAGGGUCUCGCCCGCCAGUGGUCCCUCCCUCUAACGGGAACGCACAUCGAUGCCAUCUACCACACCGCCAUCGUGCUCAACGGCGUGGAAUACUACUUCGGCCAUGGCAUCCAAACCGCCUCUCCGGGGAGCACACACCACGGCCAGCCCAUGGAAAAGGUCCAUCUGGGGCAGACAGAGCUGCCACCGGACUCCUACGACCUCUUCCUCCACAACUGCAACAACUUCACCCAAGACCUGGCCGUGUUCCUCCUGGGCCAGAGCAUCCCCGACCACAUCCGCAACCUGCCCCAGACGUUCCUCAGCACGCCGCUCGGCCAGAUGCUGAAGCCCCAAAUCGAAGCCGCCCUGCGCCCCGUCACCCAGGCGCCCACCAGCACACCAACCCCAACCCAAACCCCAAGUAGAGUCCACCAGGUCACCAGCCUCGCGCAACUCGACCACGAGCUCGACCUAGCCCGCCACACCGCCGCCCUCGUCUUCUUCACCUCAGCGACCUGUCCGCCCUGCAAAGCCCUCUACCCACUCUACGACACGCUCGCCGAAGAAGCCGGCCCCAAGGCCCGGCUCAUCAAAGUGGACAUCAGCGGCGCCUACGACGUAGCCAUGAAACACGGCAUCACAGCCACC